AUGUCGGAGCAAGAACGGACCGCUGCCGAGAACUUUAUGUUGAGGAUAAACUGGCUGUAUAGGCCCAAGGAUAUAUCGAAACAUGCUUCUGAUACUCGGUUGUUAUAUGCUACGAUGCACAGCGAUGUUUUGCCGCUACAGAGUGUUCGCGGAAAGUGUACUGUUAAAUUAAGGGACCAUAUCGAUAAUAUGGAGGAGUAUAGGGCCACUCCAGAUUGUUUCUGGUUUGAUAAGCUGUAUGACCGGUAUAUUUUAAGGUUUUACGAGGUUGUGGCUACAGAACGGAUCACUAAUAUCCCGAAAAAAAUGUACGAUAUUCUCACCAGCAGAUUUAAGUACGCUAUUGUCGAGAUUGGUAGAGGGAAGGAACUGUGUGAGAGUCCCAAGAACUGCGAGAAGUGUUCUCAAUGGUGCUCGCCUGAUGAUUCGGUUCAGUGUGCUCAUUGUAAAGACUAUUAUCAUAUGCUGUGUGUAGACCCGCCAUUGAGCAGAAAGCCCACUCGUGGUUUCGGCUGGUCGUGUGCUAAAUGCAGUGGCGCUCUUGAACGAAAACUCGAAGAAAAUAAAGGCAUUGUCAGUAACCGGAUCUCUUUUGAUGCAGUUUUAAGUCCUGCCAGUGGGUCAGGUUCUGGUUCGGGUUCUGGUUCAGGCUCACCGGCUACGAACUCGAUUCAAACUAAUUCAGUUGGUGCUGUGACGACUUCAGCAGUGAAUGGGGAUUCUGGAGCUGGAGGUGUUAGUGCUAGAACAGAGUCAAAUACUGCAUCUCCAACGUCGGCUGCCUUUUCUCGGUCGCCGUCUAGCCAGCCGGUAUCACGGUAUGAAGAGCUUGAAGCGGCUCUGUCGUCUGAUCAUGUCAAGAAGAAGCUUACAAAGGAACAAGAACAUCAGCUGAAACUAUGGCCAUUCCGGUAUUUGGGAGUUCAUUCGAAAAUGGAGGAUAUUUUAGAUACAGAUGACCGCAUUUACCCUCGAGCUGCUUCAAGACUAGGCAGUAAACAUCAGGCCAAUGUGGCUGACUGGCCAGGACGGCCUGUAAUCUACUACGAGCCAGAAAAGAUCGAGAAAAAGUCGAAAAAGGGCAAGUCAAAAACGAAAGUCGAGGCAAUAGCUGUAACGGCGCCCGUCACACCGAUCGAGGAAACGCCGCCUGGUGCGGUGACCCCUGUAUUUAUUCCCAAAAAAGACCGAGAACCAUGGAUGCAAGAGAAGCCUUCAGGCUAUAUUGAGCGUGGUGGAGAUACUACUUCUACUCUUAUGUGGAAAAUGGACACUUCUCCAGGUGGUGAGGAAAAGCUUCAAGCCUUUUUGCAGCAGACAGUGCCGUUUGCCCAGUCUCUGUCAUUAGCUCCAGAUUCGCCUAACUUUAUCGAUGCCUGUCUCCAAGCAUAUUUAGACAGUAGCUAUGAUGGUAGCGAGGCUUUGAAAGAGGUUGCUAAAUUGACAAGGAAGUCACUCAAAGAACCCACGUUCACAGCCCAAGAGAAAAAGAGGUUCGAAGAUGGUGUCCGCAAAUACGGUAGUGAGCUUCACCCUGUAUAUAAAGAAGUCAGAACCAAGUCAAGCGCUGAUGUUGUUCGAUACUAUUAUAUGUGGAAAAAGACACCUUCGGGCCAUGAAAUCUGGGAUAAUUACGAAGGUAGGAAGGGCAAGAAGAAACACAGUGUACAUACUACAGAUGAUGGUUUGACUGACGAAGUGGCCGAUAGUAAAGAUGAUGCUGCUUAUGAUAACGAAAAAAUCAGACGGUUUAACAGAACACUGGUGUGCAAAUUUUGUGAGACUAACACGUCUCCUGCUUGGAGGAGGGCACCUGGCCAUCCGGUGGCUGGUAAAGAGGAUCCUAUUAUUGCAUUGUGCAUCCGAUGUGCUUUACUCUGGAAGAAGUAUGCGGUAGAGUGGGAGCCGCCAGAAGAUGUUAUGAAGAAAAUCGUUCAACGGAGUGGCAAUGGUGUCAAGCGCAAGGUUGAAGAGGAGCUGAUUCAUGAUGCACAAAUGAUUCUUGCUGAGAGAGAUAGAGAAGCUGAUCGAAGCAGAAAGAGGAUCAAGGUUGAGAAGGUGGACAAACUAGACAAACCUGAGAAGCAGGUCAAAGCUGAGAAGGUUGAAAAGUCUGCAAAAGAACCGGUCAAGAGUAAAGACGCCACAAAACCAAAGGACGCUGUAAAAUCAAAAGACCAAGCAAAACCCAAGGAAAAUGGGAAACAACGGGAGAAGAGUCUAUCUCAGACUCCUACACCUACACCAACACCUGCUCCUACUGUGAAAACACCUUCUGCUGGUACUUCAACUCAGACGGCUAAUACCAAAGAGAGAAAGAAAUCUGCCACCGAAACUACUAGUGCUAAAGUGAGUGUCAAACUGCCAAAACCUUCCGGUGAUGGUUUGGUUAGGAACAACUCAAAAGCCUCUGUGCUUGAAGAAUCUGUUAACAACUCGUCUGAUUACGAUAGUUCUCUUGUCGAAUCCAAACCCGCUGAUCGUGUUUCUGAGAAGGAAUUCAAAUUUCUCAAGAUCAAACCAUCCAAUGAAGCCAAGUCGGAAGUUAAAUCAUCGAAGUCCAAAAAGAAUAAGAUCUCACGACCCUGUGCAGUGUGUGGCGGAGUUGAUCCAUUGACGGAGCAGUUAUUUUGUCAAUCUUGUGCGUUAAAUGUCCACGCUCGAUGCUAUGGAACAACCGAUCGUGUUGGUUGGUUGUGUGACCCGUGCAGUAACGACCAGAAGCCAUUUAUCUCUACUACUUAUAGCUGUCUUCUGUGCCCAGUUCGAGAUGUCACCUUCUACAAUAAUGACAAUCCUUCUGCGAAGACAACUUCUGCUCCAGACACAGUCAAGCGAACCACGGACAACAACUGGGCUCAUAUCAGAUGUUCAGUGUUCCAACCGGAAAUCAAGUUCGGCAAUACCCAGACCUUACAACCAGUGGAUGAUAUUUAUAAGAUCCCAGAAGAACGAUUUAAACAGGUUUGUGCAAUCUGUGGAUCGGUAUCAGGUGCUUGUGUAAGUUGUUCGCUGUGUCCGACCUCGUUCCACGUUGGCUGUGCCUAUAGAAACCACUUUACAUUUGGGUUUGACUUUCAGUCUGCCAAGGGUAAACGAGGGGGUCAGAAAACCGUCAAGUAUGGUGAUAAAUCAGGUGUGAUGAGUGCUGUGAUUUUGUGUCCUAAUCAUUCCCCCAAAAAGCUUAUUGGCUUGGAUGAUAUUGAUCCCAGUACUGGCAAGUCAGCUCUGCAGAUUUACUGCGAAGGAUACAAAUCAGCAGAUAAUGAACUGACUGGCGCAAUGAAGCGAGCUUCAUUAUACCCAACCACCACCAAGGUUUCUCGGUCAACAGCCCCAGCACCACCAACAGCUACUACCAUGCAUACAGCUCUUGCUCUGGUGCUGUCAUCAUUUAGGGAUCUUCAUGACUCUGAAUAUGGCCGGUUUGAACAAACAUGUCACCAGUGUGGAUACUCUAAAGCAGCUUUUUGGAUUGAAUCUCAAGAGCAUAAGCUUCAAUGUCCACCAUGUUAUUGGAAGGACAAGGAUAGAGAAGCUUUUACAGAGGCAUUUUCCGACGAAAGGAUUGUUCUUGCUGACAACUCUACCCGCUACAAAGAAAUAUCGAUUGAGGAAUUUGGCAAAAGGGAAAUUCCUAAGGCGGUGAAGAUCGAGCCUGAUAGCAUGGAAGUUGACGAGCCAGUCGAGAUUGAGCAAACAAAGGGGGAAUCAGAAAGUAUGGAUGUAGAUAGUGGCAGCAGUUUUACUACUAGUUCAGACAAGCAGGAUGAAGUCAAAGAGAAUCUCACUAUCCGACAGCCUGUUCAACAGCCUCUUGAACAGUCACAGCAGCAAGUUCAGGCUCCUGACAGAGCUUCUAAUCAAUCAACUGAGCUGCCGUUGCCAAUCCAGGAAUCUGAUCAGCCAUCCGAGCUACCUUUGCCAAUCCAAGUAGCUGACCAGCCACAGAAUUCUGACCAGAUUCCAGACGCAGUCCCUGAAGAAUCGAAACUGGUCAUUCAGACCACAACUGACGCCCAAGAUCUAACAGAGUCAGAAGCUCCAGAACAAGUCAAAGACACUAAUGGUCCUGUCGAGGUUAAUGGAACUGACAAAUCUCAACCGGCUGGUGUCACUCAAACAGCAACAACCGAUCUUCCUUCACAGCACACUCAGGCUCCAGUUGAAUCUGAUAUCUAG
Molecule: messenger RNA, 4182 nt
Organism: Sugiyamaella lignohabitans
Lineage: Eukaryota; Fungi; Ascomycota; Dipodascomycetes; Dipodascales; Trichomonascaceae
Gene: SNT2
Product: DNA-binding E3 ubiquitin-protein ligase SNT2
Exons: 1
Coding region: 1-4182 (1393 amino acids)
Biological process (GO): histone catabolic process
Cellular component (GO): Lid2 complex
Molecular function (GO): ubiquitin-protein transferase activity; chromatin binding; zinc ion binding
Source: RefSeq, a predicted model, not a curated record